AUGGGAACAAACGAGACCCUAGUAAGCAUAAGGACAACAAUUUUCAGCGGAGUAGUGUUUGACGACCACAAUUCAGACCCAGAUAGAAGAUUUGUUUUCUACAAUGUUAAGAUUGAUAUGCCACCAAAGAUUGUAUCCGAUGGUAUCUGGGGUAACACUAAUUAUGGUGCAUUACCUGAAAAAGCGACACUGCCUCUGUUGGAACUCCAAAUUCUCGCCAUUUUCAUCAUUACACAAUGCUUUCAUCUGGUGUUCAAGCGUCUGGGAAUUCCCUAUUUCGUUUCUCAAAUGAUGAAUGCGGUGAAAAUGGAUUUCAGCAUGAUAACGAGAACUGGGAAGAAAGCUUGGACAAUCGCUCUUUUCUCCCUGAUGACCCCAACGAUUAUUGGCAUGUUCCUAUGCUACAGCUUCAUGGAGCACUGGCAGAAAGCCCUAGGAGAUUUUGAUGGAGGAAGACUCCCGGUGGUAGUAAUGUCACAGACAGGUUGUUCCUUCGCAGUGAUAGCUUCUCUUCUCUCUGAUUUGGAGAUUUUGAACUCUGAACUUGGACGCUUAGCACUCUCAUCAGCUCUUGUUAUGGAUGUGUUAGGCUCAGCUGUGACAGGAUUAGGCACUGCUGUUGUAAGCAGCCUUAGAACCGAUUCUCAUGAUCAUUCUGAGGGAAAGGGACCUAAACUUGCCAUGUUCACUGCCACUAAAUACGUUCUUUUCUUGACAAUUGUGAUUGUGAUUGGACGCCCUGCAAUGAGGUGGAUUGUGAGGAACACACCUGAAGGAAGACCUGUGAAGAAAGCAUACACCUAUGUGGUGGUCCUCAUGACCUUCUUCGCGGGGUUGUUUGGAGUGUGGGCUCACCAGAGUGUGUUAGGUGGGGUGGUCCUCUUUGGUCUUGUUGUGCCAGAAGGUCCUCCAUUGGGUUCUGAACUGAUAAAGCAGCUUGAGUUGUUCAACACUUGGUUCCUUUUGCCAAUAUUUAUCACCUGCUGUGCCAUGAAGAUCGAUAUUUCCGCACAUAUUAAUAGCCAAUUGAUUUUCGCUGUGGUCACAAUAAUUGUUGUUGUCCAUUUGGUUAAGAUGCUUCUCACUAUUGGAAUUUGCAGCUGCUGCAACAUGCCCAAAACCGAUGGUUUGUGCCUCGCUCUCAUGUUGAGCUGCAAAGGUGUCGUCGACUAUGUCACCAGCGUCUUUCUAUUUGAUUCAAUGUUAAUGAGCAAUGAAGCCGUCUCCAUUAUUGCUAUAUCAAUAUUGGUCUUAGGAAGCACUGCACGCAUUGGGGUAAAAGUUCUGUUGGACCCAACAAGGAAAUACGCAGGUUAUCAGAAAAGGAAUAUACUCAACAUGAAACCCAACGCAGAGCUUCGGGUGGUGGCGUGCAUUCACAAACCAAGCCACAUAAUGUCCAUUAAAAACGCUCUUGAUUUUUGUUGUCCCACAACAAACAACCCCUUAGUGGCGCACGUCUUGCAUCUCAAGGAGUUAGUUGGUAGAUCCUCUCCCAUCUUCAUCUCACACCGUGUCCAAGAAAGGGUCGACUCAAACUACAACUACUCCGAAGAUGUCAUUGUAGCAUUCGACCUCUUCGAACAUGACAAAGCGGGAACUGCAUUAGUUAACACCUACACAGCCAUAUCUCCCUUCCGUUUCAUGCAUGAUGAUAUUUGUUACCUUGCGUUGGACAAACUCGCUUCCAUCAUCAUUCUUCCAUUUCACGUGAGAUGGGGUGAGGAUGGUUCCAUCGAAUCAACAGAUAAAAACAUAAGAACUCUCAACGCUAAGGUCCUUCAAAGAGCACCAUGCUCCGUGGGGAUUCUCGUGAAGCGAGGCUCUUCUUCUUCCACUAUUUACAACAACAGCAUAACCCAUUCAAUGAAGCGAAUAGCAAUUAUCUUUCUGGGGGGUUCAGAUGAUAGAGAGGCAUUGAGUUUUGCUAAGAGGACAAUCAAAGAUUGUUCAUUCAAGUUGGUCGUCUACCACUUGGUUUCGAGCAACAGUGUGGCUAACUGGGACCUGAUGCUCGAUGAUGAGGUGUUGAAAGGUGUCAACGGGUACUAUGGUAGCAUUGAGAAUGUGUCAUAUGAAAAUAUCACUAUUGAUGAACCUUGUGAGACCAGUGCUUUUGUGUCGAGUAUUGCAGAUCAGCAUGAUUUCUUUGUAGUUGGGAGGCGUAAUGGUAUCAAAUCGCCUCUUACAACAGCACUUGAGAGCUGGACAGAGUUUUCUGAGUUGGGUGUGAUUGGAGAUUUGCUUGCUGCCUUAGAUAGCACUUCCAAUGCUUCAAUUCUUGUUAUACAACAACAACAAAUGUCCAAGUCUAACUCCUUACGAAACACAGAUUUAUAUACACUGUAA
Messenger RNA from Sphenostylis stenocarpa, 2349 nucleotides. The record is from the annotation of a GenBank genome assembly. Lineage: Eukaryota; Viridiplantae; Streptophyta; Magnoliopsida; Fabales; Fabaceae.